Molecule: messenger RNA, 2880 nt
Organism: Salvelinus namaycush (lake trout)
Lineage: Eukaryota; Metazoa; Chordata; Actinopteri; Salmoniformes; Salmonidae
Product: low-density lipoprotein receptor-related protein 8-like
Exons: 20
Coding region: 1-2880 (959 amino acids)
Molecular function (GO): protein binding; calcium ion binding
Source: RefSeq, a predicted model, not a curated record
AUGUGGACAGAAGUCGGGAAGCUAAUGCUCUUACAUUUGUUACUAAUGGAGCUCCACUCCACCCAAGGAACUCAUACUGAUACGGUUUGCGAAACGGGUCAGUUUCAAUGCAAGAACGGAAGGUGCAUACCUACUCUCUGGAGAUGUGACGAGGACGACGACUGCUCUGACAACAGCGAUGAAGAAAACUGUCCAAAGAAGACGUGUGCCACCACAGACUUUGCGUGUGAGAACGGCCAGUGUGUUCCCCAGCGGUGGCGCUGUGACGGGGAGCCGGAGUGUGCCGACGGAUCAGACGAGGCCGACGCUACGUGCAGUCGACAGAUGUGCCCACCUGAGAAGUUUGACUGCGGGGAUUCGGCCAGCAAGUGCGUCUCAUCGUCAUGGCGAUGUGACGGGGAGAGGGACUGUGAGAACGGGGCAGACGAAGACCAGUGUUCCGCAGACACCAAGGCCUGCCCCGCCAAGGACUUCCAGUGCCGUAACAGAAAAUGCGUAGCGCCCAUCUUUGUGUGCGACGGCGACGACGACUGCGGGGAUGGGAGUGACGAGGGGAAGUGUUCCACCCCCACGUGCGGCCCCCAUGAGUUCCGCUGUAACGACUCGGAGUGCAUCCCGAACAUGUGGAGCUGCGACGGGGACCCGGACUGCGGGGAUAAGUCUGACGAGUCUAUGGAGCGCUGUAGUCGCCGGACGGAGCCCCAGAAGCCCCGGUGUCCCGAGGGGGAGUUCCAGUGUGGCAGUGGAGAGUGUGUCCACCUCAACUGGAAAUGUGACGGAGACGCAGACUGCAAGGACAAGUCUGAUGAGGCUGACUGCGCUCUGCUGACCUGCCGUCCAGAUGAGUUCCAGUGUGGUGAUGGAUCCUGUAUUCAUGGCACCAAACAGUGUAACGGGGUCCAUGACUGUCCUGACUUCAGCGAUGAGGCUGGCUGUAUCAACGCCACUAAGUGUGAUGGCCCCAGGAAGUUUAUGUGCAAGAAUGGAGAGUGUAUCGACAGCAGCAAGGUGUGUGAUGCCAUCAAAGACUGCAAGGACUGGUCAGACGAACCUAUGAAGGAGUGCGGUGUGAAUGAGUGCGCAGACAACAAUGGAGGCUGCUCUCACAUCUGCAGAGACCGGAGGAUCGGCUAUGAGUGUGACUGUCCCGCUGGAUACAAACUAAUGGACAAGAAGACCUGUGGAGACAUAGACGAGUGUGAGAACCCUGACGCCUGCGGCCAGAUCUGCGUCAACUACAAAGGAGACUACAAGUGUGAAUGUUACGAGGGCUAUGAGAUGGACCCCAGCACCAAAUCCUGCAAGGCCGUGGGGAAGAGCCCGUACCUGAUGUUCACCAACCGCCACGAGAUCCGUCGUAUUGACCUAGUGAAGAAAGACUACACCCAGGUGGUCCCCACGCUGAAGAACGCUGUAGCCCUGGAUGUGGACGUCACCACCAACAAGAUGUACUGGUGUGACCUCUACCACCGCAAGAUCUACAGUGCAUACAUCAACAAGGCCAGUGAUUUGUCGGAGCAGGUGACUCUGAUCGAGACAGCUCUAACCUCUCCAGAGGGCCUGGCAGUAGACUGGGUUCACAAGAACAUCUACUGGACCGACUCCGGAGACAAGACCAUCUCUGUCGCCACGGGAGACGGCAAGAAGAGGAGGAUCCUGAUUGCCACGGAGCUGAGCGAACCGCGUGCUAUCGCUGUGGACCCCCGACAAGGGUUUAUGUACUGGUCCGACUGGGGGACCCAGGCUAAGAUAGAGAAGGCUGGCAUGAACGGAGUGGACCGCCAGGUACUCGUGUCCGAGAGGAUUGAAUGGCCCAACGGCAUCACUCUGGACCUAUCUAACAGGCGUCUCUACUGGGUGGACUCUAAGCUGCACCUGCUCUCCAGCAUUGACCUAAACGGUGACAACCGCAAAGUGCUGCUGAGCUCCCAGAACCACCUGGGGCACCCCUUCGCACUCACCGUCUUCGAGGACCGUGUGUACUGGACAGACCUGGAGGAUGAGGCGAUCUACAGUGCUAACAGGCUAACAGGCCGCGACGUGGCUACGCUAGCCGAACACCUCAACAACCCUCUGGACGUAGUGGUGUUCCACGAACUACGGCAACCCAGAGCUCCAGACAGCUGUAACGUGGGCAGUCUACCUAACGGGGGCUGUGAGUACCUGUGUCUCAAAGCCCCACAGAUCACAGACCACUCCCCCAAGUACACCUGUGCCUGCCCCGAUGACAUGGAGCUCGGGCCCGACAUGAGACGCUGUGUCACAGCAUUUUCUGAGUUUCAAACCCAAGACAACCACAGCAGCUCCUACCACAACCACCACUACUUCCACCCCGGCUCCGACUACAACCACUACUACAACCACAGCUACUUCUACAACCACGACUCCAACCAGUACAACCACAGCUGCUCCCAUAACCACCUCCACAACUGCGCGGCCACAUACGGCCAAAACCACACGUCAGCCCAGCACCACGCGGUCGACCACAGCUUCGACAACGUCCCCCCCUCCUCCUCCCCCCAGGAACACAGCUUCAUGGAGGACACCCCCCUCCACCUCCUCAUCCACCACCGCGUUGCCUCUGGGAAUGAACACUACCUUCUGGGUAACAACAUAACAGUGGCGAUCCUGGGUAUAGUGAUCCCUGUAGUUCCUAUCCUUGCCACAGUGGUCAUCGGCCUGCUCUGCACCGCCGGCUUCCUGGUCUGGCGUAACUGGCGCCGGAAGAACACGAAGAGUAUGAACUUCGACAACCCCGUCUACCGUAAGACCACGGAGGACGACGAUGACGAGAUUCACAUCGGCCGUACGGGAGAGUCCAUCGGUCACGUCUACCCCGCUCGCGUGGCGCUCAGUCUGGAGGAUGACGGAUUCCCCUGA